UACACAUUCAGUGUCAGGACUUGGACUCGGGAGGCAGUCAACCGAUCGAUAACCAUACUCUCCAACGAUAGAUUAGUCGGCAAAAAAAAAAAAAAAAAAAAUACAGAUCUAUUGACCCGACUUCACUCUCUUGUCUCGAGCUCAGUGGGGCAGCCACCGAGCUUCUGUGCUUGCUCUAAACCUCCGAAAAGCCCUCUGGUGCCUUCUCCCACGAAGGCUUCCAUACUCCUAUGGCGGCCCUGAAGCUGCUUCUCUCUCAAGCUCGCCGCCAUUGCCUCACCAGCCGUCAUUCACAUUUCCACUCUUCCCUUUUUCUUGGGUCUCGGAGAUCCCUUUGUUCUUCUUCUUCUGCAUCUUCUUCUUCCUCACAACCCGAUGAAUCGGACUCAAAACCUCCACCUCCAAGGGGACCCUCUCCAACCAUUUCAAUCCAACCCGUUUCAUACCCGGUUAAACCUAAAGACCCGUCACCUCCAGAUACCACUGAAUCCUCCGAAGCUCCAUUGCAAAAUCAAUCGCCGGCGCCACCACCUCCUCGCCUUCCACGAGGACCGACAUUGACGGAAGAUACCGCGGAAUCACGGCGGGCUUGGACAAGGGAAGAUAUUCGGUAUGUAAAGGACGCGCCUUCGAUAUCGCCGGUUUCCUAUCCUUUGCGAGUGGCGCCACUUCCUGAAGACAAGGCUACUGCUGGUGCUGAAGCAGGAAAGGAUGAUGGCACGAAGGCCAAUGAAGAAAUUGACAAGGAGAGUAGAAAAAUUAGGGCGGAUGACCAGUUAAAGAGGAGAGUUAUUAGAGUUGCGGAAGAGGAGAAGGUGCGGGUUCCUUUUCCGACUCUGAUGAAGGUGAAGCAAAAGGAGAAGCCGCCUAUUUUUGAUUUGACGGAGGCAAUUCGCCAAGUUAAGGCUAAUGCAAAGGCAAAAUUUGAUGAAACUGUUGAAGUGCAUGUAAGACUGGCUAUUGAAUCAAAGCGAACAGAACUGGCAGUUCGUGGUACUAUGAUUCUGCCUCAUGGUGCACCGAAGGCCGUCAGUGUGGCUGUUUUUGCAGAAGGAGCUGAUGCUGAGGAAGCUAGAGCUGCAGGAGCUGAUAUAGUUGGUGGUAAAGAGCUUAUUGAGGAGAUUGCUAAUGGAAAUAACAAGCUUAGAGUUGACAAGUGCUUCUCAACUCCAGGAAUGGCACCUCAUCUUGGAAAGAUAGCACAAUAUCUUAGAAAGCGUAGACUGAUGCCAGACAAGAAACUAGGUACUCUGACCAAUGAUAUUCCUGGGCAGUUGAAAGAGCUAAGACAGGGUCGUGUGGAGUUUAAAAUGGAGAGUAAAUCAAUUGUGCAUGCAGGAAUCGGAAAGGUAAGCUUCAGAGAGGAUCAUUUACGUGAAAAUGUAGGUGCAUUCAUGAAUGCUCUAUUGCUUGCCAAGCCUGCUGGCUUAAAGAAGACUUCAAAAUAUGCUGGGUAUGUGCUAUCUGUCCAUAUGUGCAGCACGAUGGGCCCAGGAUUCCCUGUUUCAAUACAGUCCUUGUCAAGAGCAGCAGAUAACUACAAGUCUCUGAAUCUGGUAUGAUGUGGCCUGAGGCAACUUCAGGCUUCAAGCAUCAAAUCAUAGUUUUGAUCAACUUAUUUUGGAUUUUUUUUUCUUUUUUUAUGAACUUUAUCUUUUCAUCAAUCAUAUUUUUUUCUGUAACGUUGCUUAAUGCCGUGCGAUAUAUGUGACAAUUGAUCAACUAGAAUUUCAUUUUUGACAAUUUUUGUAAGCUUGUAGCAUGUUAGGCUUUUAUGGUAGUUUCAGAAUGACCCCUUUGAAAAUAUAAUAUGUCAGGAUUAAACUCAAUUCAAAGGGACAAGUCUAAGUUAUUGAA
Messenger RNA from Prosopis cineraria, 1857 nucleotides. RefSeq lists its product as uncharacterized. Bases 231 to 1562 code for a protein of 443 amino acids. The record is from RefSeq and is a predicted model, not a curated record. The transcript has 10 exons. NCBI's taxonomy places the organism in Eukaryota, Viridiplantae, Streptophyta, Magnoliopsida, Fabales, Fabaceae.